Molecule: messenger RNA, 3019 nt
Organism: Melospiza melodia melodia
Lineage: Eukaryota; Metazoa; Chordata; Aves; Passeriformes; Passerellidae
Gene: ST3GAL2
Product: ST3 beta-galactoside alpha-2,3-sialyltransferase 2
Exons: 6
Coding region: 94-1140 (348 amino acids)
Biological process (GO): sialylation
Cellular component (GO): membrane
Molecular function (GO): beta-galactoside (CMP) alpha-2,3-sialyltransferase activity
Source: RefSeq, a predicted model, not a curated record
GGAGCCCCGCUGGCCGGCUGACGCCCUCCCGCGCCCUAUGCCCGCGCCCUGUGCCGGAGCGGGCGCCGUCCCCGGCUCAGCCACCCGACGACCAUGAAGUGCUCGUUGCGCUUCUGCUUCCUCUCGACCGCCUUCCUGCUCGUCUUCGUCAUGUCCCUCCUCUUCACCUACUCCCACCACAGCAUCGCGUACCUGGACCCCGGCGGGCUGGGCGGCAUCCACCGGGUGAAGCUGGUGCCCGGCUACGCCGGGAUGCAGCGGCUCAGCAAAGGGGGGCCGUACCCCCGGGGCUGCUCCUGCCGCCGCUGCCCGGCCGAGGAGCCCGGAGCCACUGACUGGUUUGAUGGGCGCUAUGACGGCACCGUGUCCCCAGUGUGGACCAAGGAGAACAUGGACCUACCGCCCGACGUCCAGAGGUGGUGGAUGAUGCUGCAGCCCCAGUUCAAGUCCCACAACACCCAUGAGGUCCUGAGCAAGCUCUUCCAGAUCGUGCCGGGCGAGGAUCCGUACCGCUCCCGUGACCCGCGCCGCUGCCGCCGCUGCGCCGUGGUUGGCAACUCCGGCAACCUGCGCGGCUCCGGCUACGGCCCCGAAAUCGACGGGCACGACUUUGUGAUGCGGAUGAACCAGGCCCCCACGGUGGGCUUUGAGGGUGAUGUGGGUGGUCGGACCACACACCACUUCAUGUAUCCCGAGAGUGCCAAGAACCUGCCCGCCAAUGUCAGCUUUGUGCUCGUGCCCUUCAAAACCCUGGACCUGCUCUGGAUCGCCAGUGCCCUCUCCACUGGCCAGAUCAGGUUCACAUACGCACCUGUGAAGCCUUUUCUGCGUGUGGACAAAGAAAAGGUGCAGAUCUACAAUCCUGCCUUCUUCAAGUACAUCCACGACCGCUGGACGGAACACCACGGGCGCUACCCCUCCACUGGCAUGCUGGUGCUCUUCUUUGCCCUCCAUGUCUGCGAUGAGGUGAACGUCUUUGGGUUCGGUGCUGACAGCCGGGGGAACUGGCACCACUACUGGGAGAACAACCGCUACGCCGGGGAGUUCCGGAAGACCGGGGUGCACGACGCUGACUUCGAGGCACACAUCAUCGACAUGCUGGCCAAAACCAGCAAGAUUGAGGUUUACCGGGGAAACUGAGGGCUGAGUCUCUGGCUUCCUGCUCCAGCAGGUCCUGCUGCCUGCAGAGGCAGAGGGUGAGGGACUCCCUGGUGGCCUCAGGCAAGGAGCACGGAUGGGCAGCGCAGUUCCGCAUUGCUGACAGAGCCACCGUGGUGGCAUUUGGUGCCUCCAGCAGCCAAUCAGGUUCAGAGCUAAAGGAGACUUUUUGCUUUUUUUUAAUUAUUAUUAUUAUUAUUAAGAAACCCAGCUGAGAAAGGAUUUAUAAACACAAUCAGCGACUGACCAGGCGGCAGGGGUGGCCGCCUUGCAUCUCUCUACAGUCAAACCAAAUGCUGCUCUUUUUAAAAGAAGACAACACCCCCGCCCCGGAGCCAGGUGACUUUGGGGACCCCCUCGAGCGUCGCGUCCAGGCCGAGGGGGCUGAGGGGGCCGUGGCGGCUGCGCAGCCUCACCAGUGGAACCAGCUGCUUCUUUUUUCCUUUAUUUUGGUGUUUUUCUUUUACCCCACCUGGUGCACCCGAUGCCGUUGUUCCUCCAGGGAAGGCUCCUGGCACGGAGGCAGGGCCCAGCUCACGGAUCCACGGUGGGCAAGUCAGAAGCUUCUGGAAGCCAACCAUUGCUGAUACUCUGCUGCAGGCUGGCAACUGCUGGCACAGCUGUGCAGGGAGAUGAAGAUGAAUCUCAGCUUUGGGGUGCAGCAUCCCUACUCUUCUACCUGAGGACUGGGGAAGGGUAGGACAGAUUUCAGGAAUGACUGUACAGGAGGCAGCUAAGAAACUUACAUGAGCAGCAGCCUGGUCACUCUUGCUGAGCUCUGCGAGCAGUUGCAGGAUGCUCAAGGGGUUGUGGGAUGCAGCAGGGUCAAGGAGACAGGAUUUCCUUUGCUUUCAGGCUGGGAAGAAACAGAUCAGAGAUUAGUGGGUGAGUGAACUGCGCUUUUGCUUUUGUGUUGCUCUAAACAGCUCUGGUGAGAAGCUGAAAUCCCAAAGUCUUUGCUCCCUUUGUCAGGGUGGUGCUUGGUUUACACCAGUCUGGUACAGCUGAGGCCCUCAGGGUCCCCAAGGCUUCCUGGGCUGGACAGGCAGCCUAUGACAUGGGAUGGGGAGAUGCUGAAGGAAACUGCCUCCCCAGAGGUGUCAUUAAAACCACUUUCUUUAGGUCAAUCAGGUGGGUUUUUUUUUUUUAGGAGAUGCUGAAAAGCUCAAGAAAAAGGCAACCAUGGAAAAGUCCCCCAGAGAGGGACUCUCUGCCUGCACAGCCAGUGCUGAGAGUGGAGCAGGGGCUGUGGGGCAGUGCCCAUCUGGGGAAGCUCUGCCCAUUCUGCCUUGCUGGUUGCAAUAGUUAAUUUGAGGAACAAUCACUCUAGGGUUUUUUGGGCUUGGAGAUUUUUUUACCCUUUUGUAUCUGGCUUUUCUGUAGCAGCCUCUUACCUGUUUCUCCACUUUGCUUUGGUUGUUUUUCAGGGUUUUCUUUUAUUUUUUGGGGUUUCUCUUCAAUUGUGAAACACGAGGGUGUGGGUUGGUCACCUGGAGCAGGCAAGUCAGUAGCCCCUGGGCGGGGGAAAUUCAGCUUUUCUGUCCACAGGGAUUUAAACUGCUGAGUUUUGUGGUGGAUUUUGGUCUAUAGAAGUGGAGCCACCCUGGUGCAGGCAGCCCUGAGCCACAGCACACAGGCUGCUGCAAGCCCUGCCCUCCACCUUCCUGGGUGGUUUUUGAUGAUUUUUUGUUUUGUGGCUUUUCUUUUUACGGGGAAGAAAAUUCAAAACCACAAAACCACGAGCAACAAUGAGUGCCUUGACCAUCUCCCAUGGGUGGCGCCUGGCUGUGCCCGUGCUGGCGGCGGGGACGUGGCCAAUGUACCUGGCAGUUGUGCCCGCUGUACCUGGCAGUUGUGCCCA